Molecule: messenger RNA, 1657 nt
Organism: Ailuropoda melanoleuca (giant panda)
Lineage: Eukaryota; Metazoa; Chordata; Mammalia; Carnivora; Ursidae
Gene: CCDC163
Product: CCDC163 homolog
Exons: 10
Coding region: 454-1431 (325 amino acids)
Source: RefSeq, a predicted model, not a curated record
UUCCAGGGAAACGUAGUUCGGCCCCCUUCAUCGCCGGUUGUCUCCGGGAGAGACGAACUCAGUUUCCCAAGUGGCCCUGCGGCUGCAAGUCCGAACUCAGACUUCCCGGGUCUGUAAGGAGGGUUUGAACCGGUGGCGGCUGUAGUCGCUGGCACAGGUUCGGCGUGAUGACGCUUGUGUCUUGGAUCUGUAGAGGUCUCGACCAAGAUUCCGCGCUCUCAACUCCCACCUGAUAGCUGCGUAUCAGAGUAUCUCGCUUUUCCCCCUACUUUCCCCAAGCGUUUUUCCCCUGACUAGUCCCAGUUUUGGCUUGAUACUGCAUCCCUACCUUUAGUAUUACAUCCUCGAUCCCCACUCGCUGUCUGACGUGUGACUUUACUGGGCUGUGCUUCGGGUAUUCUGGGGUAGGAGAGCAAGGACACAAGACGGCAGGAGGCGGCCUCGCAGAAGGUUAUGAGUAGGAGCCUGAGCUGGUCUGAGCACCUCGACGCACUUCUCAAUGCUACGGAUGGAAAUGUGGCCAGGAUUAAGCAGCGGCUGUAUCCUCUUGGAGUCUCCACAGCAGGAGACCUGGCUGGGACCUGGAUUUCCCCUCAUCACUUGCCUCCACAGUCUGGAGUCCAAGCUCAACAGCCUUGGGCUCGAGAGACUCCCUUUGUUCCAGAGAGGCUGAAUUGGGCUGAGGCCCAUAGCACAACUUCUCUCCGGGAUGAAGUUACUCUUCUCCGAUCCCAGCUUCAAUCCCAGGCUCAGGUGACUGAGGCACUAAGGCAGGCUGUGCAGGGGCUGCUGGAAGAGCGAGAGCAGCAGAAGUACCAGAUCUGUGCCCUGGAAGCAUCGCUGAGGUUGCUUCAGGGGGGCCCAGAGCGGAGGGCCCUCCUCUUGGAGCAACGCCUGGAGGGGCUGAGAAGGGAACUGCAGGGCCUUCGAAGCCUGGUGCAGGAACAGGCCCAAGCCCAAAUACAAACAGGACCACGAAAGUGCAGUGCUUCUAGUGGCCUUCACCAAGAGCUGCAGAAUGAGCGGCAACUCCUGUGGGAGGAGUCAGAAAUUCUUCGGGAGGAGCUGAAGCUGCUGCGGGACCAGCUGAGCCAGCACCAGGAGCUGCUGCUGAAACAGAUGGCUGAAGGACACAGCUGGAAGAUGUUGGAGCAGCUGCAAAGUGGCCAGGAGGGCAAGGGUUACACCCUGGAGGCUGCCAGGACAGAGGCACAGGAUGCCCGGCGUGAGCACAACGUCCACAGGACCUCUCACAUCUUACAAUCUAAGCUCCCUGUGGCUGCCACCUUUGCCACGUCUCUUUCUUCAUCUAGCUCUGAAGUCAGUCUUCUGGACAGUAACAGCGGCCGGCUGGAAACUUUAAGGAAGCUAGGUGGGGAUCUCCAGAGGAGCACACUUUCUAAACUGGAGCCCAGCAGCUUACAGCUCUAGGCCCAGAGCCUUGAGCAGGAGAACCUCUUAUUUAAGGGCCUCACAAUGUUCCUGAGUGACCUGUAAGGACUUGUAAGAGUAGUUUUCCUCACCUUUCCCUCCAAGGCCCUGUUUCUGGGUCCCCUGCCCCUCCUCUCUUGAUCUAGCUGGUAUCUGCCCUCGUUAUUGAGGCUUGUCACUGCCUGCCCAUCCCUGUCCACCAACUGCAAUAAAAUGUUUAACCCUC